GACUGGGAGCGUACAAGUCAUACGACGAGUCUCUCGAUCAGAAGCCGUGACGGGCCCAAUAUGUCUGUCUUGGAGGCUCUCGACAUCGCUAUCAAGACUGCAUCAACUCUAGAUAAAUAUCCCGCAAGACAACACGCUCAAAGAGUGGCUCAAGCCCUAGACGUUGAUCAAGGUCUCAUCUACCUGCCUGGCGAACAGACUAUCAAUUGGCCCGACAGUAAUCAACCUCGCGCUUUCAGACAACUUCGUUACUUUCUGUACCUGAGCGGAUGUCAAGAGCCGGACUGUUUUGUGACAUACGACAUCGCCACAGACAGACUGGUUCUGUGGUUGGCACCUAUCGACCCGCGAAAGGUUGUCUGGACCGGCAGAGGAUCGACUGUCCGAGAAGCGCUGGAUAAGUACGACAUUGAUGAAGCUCGAUUCACACCAUCGCUUGACCAUUAUCUUAAGAAAUGGGUCGCCAGGCAUGCAGGGUCUGUUUAUCUUCUUCAUCCUAACAAUGCCCUUGCCGAAAGCCUUCCUCAUAGAAUCAACUCAAAGAGUCUUCGACCUGCAAUGGAUGAAUGCCGAGUGAUCAAAGACUCACACGAGAUCUCCCUAGUGAGAAAAGCCAACCAUAUUAGUGCAUUGGCUCAUGAAAAGGUUCUGCGAAAACUGCGGUCGUUCAAGAACGAAGCACAGAUUGAAGCCGAGAUUCUGGACGUUUGCACUGCACAUGGGGCCAAACAUCAGGCGUAUUCUAUCAUCGCUGGGUCUGGUCCAAACGCUGCGAUCUUGCACUAUGUCAAGAACGACGAGGAUUUUGGAGAUCGACAACUGAUGUGCUUGGAUGCCGGCGCAGAGUGGCAAGGGUAUGCAGCAGAUGUCACCCGAACAUUUCCCCUUUCCGGCAAAUGGCCGUCCAAGGAGGCGAAACAGAUAUACGACUUGGUGCAGCACAUGCAGACGAAAUGUAUGGAUAUGCUUGGCCCGGGCAAGCGGUUUGUAGAUGCCCAAUAUCUCGCACACCUUGUGGCUAUCGAAGGAUUGCUCGACUUGGGCAUCUUCCAUAACGGCUCCAAGAGAGAGAUUUACGAAGCAGGUACAUCUGUUGCCUUCUUCCCACACGGUCUGGGUCAUCAUAUGGGCUUGGAAGUGCACGAUGUUUCAACGGUGCUCACAAAGAGCACUGCAACCGACGUGCACGAUAAAGUCGCUCCCGAGAUCACCCAGCAUCUGCCUGAUAUAGACAACAACACGGAACUUAGGUCACUAUCGACCAACAUUGUUCCUGCAAUGUGGAGCAGUGCCCUCAGCGAAACAAGCGCGCCUGGUUUGCGGCCCGGAAAUGUCGUGACCUGUGAGCCUGGAAUCUACUUUAACCGCGAAGCACUCGAGACGGUCUUCCUUCCCUCCCCAGUGCAUUCAGAAUACAUCAACAAAACGGUACUCGAGCGCUUCAUGCCGGUCGGCGGAGUUCGCAUUGAGGAUGAUCUUCUGAUUACCAAGGACGGGUGGGAAAACCUGACGACAGCGGCGAAGGGAGAGGCGGCGCUCAGGAUGAUCCGUGGCGAGGUCUAG
Molecule: messenger RNA, 1563 nt
Organism: Aureobasidium uvarum
Lineage: Eukaryota; Fungi; Ascomycota; Dothideomycetes; Dothideales; Saccotheciaceae
Source: the annotation of a GenBank genome assembly